Messenger RNA from Jaminaea rosea, 1120 nucleotides. Its product is annotated as NAD(P)-binding protein. Bases 68 to 1021 code for a protein of 317 amino acids. Lineage: Eukaryota; Fungi; Basidiomycota; Exobasidiomycetes; Microstromatales. Gene Ontology annotation, molecular function: oxidoreductase activity. The record is from RefSeq and is a predicted model, not a curated record. The transcript is spliced from 3 exons.
CAGCUCUUGUCGAUCGACGUUUCGCUUUUUGGCCUUUCUUCCUUCCCAACUAUCCUCAACGCCCAUCAUGUCAAUCCCAGCUUCAAGCCUUUUCAAUCUCUCAGGAGGCGUCGCGCUCGUCACCGGAGGCGGUACUGGCAUCGGCCUCAUGGCCGCCCGCGCUCUGGCUUCGCAAGGCGCCAAAGUCUAUAUCACUGGCCGCAGACUUCCAGUGCUCGAGUCGUCCGCCAAGCAUCAUAAUCCCGCCCUCUCUGAGCAUGGCGGCAGCCUCGUGCCGCUCCAGCUCGACGUUACCUCCAAGGAAUCGAUCAGUGCUGCCGUCUCCCAGGUCACUCAGCAGGAUGGGAAGCUUCACAUACUGGUCAACAAUGCAGGAGUGGAGGGACCUGUGACCCAUUUCACAGCUGAAGACUUCAAGGAGGGAGCGUCGCCUGAAUCCAAGGCGGAGCUCAUCUCCAAGCGUAUCAUGGAGUCGGAAGACUUUAAUGGCUGGGACUUUGUAUUUCGUGCAAACGUCCACGCCCUUCACUUCUGCAGCGUUGCAUUCCUCCCUCUCCUUGUCAAGGGCAACUCCUCACCUCCGACGGGUCGUGAGCCAGGCUCCUCCGGCGUGGGCACCUCGGGGUGGACGGCUGGCAUUGUCAACAUCACGUCUAUCAGUGGGCUUGUCAAGUCGUCGCAGAAUCACUACGCGUACAAUGCGAGCAAGGCGGCCGCUAAUCACCUGACGCAGAUGUUGGCGCAUGAACUGCAGUUUGGGGCCAAGAUCCCUGUGAGGGUCAAUGCGAUUGCACCAGGUCUGUUCGCUACGGAGAUGACGACGAAACAAUCCAGCCAAGCGACUGGCGGCCAAUCAAAGGUGGAAGACCUGGACCCUCGUAUGAGCAACCCGGCCGGCAGGACGGGCACCGAGGCCGAGAUGGCGCAGGCUGUGCUCUUCCUUGCGAGCGGACUUUUCACCACGGGUGUUGUUGUGCCCGUUGAUGGAGGAUUCGUUACUGCGACGGCUAGCAACCGAUGAGCGCAUGCGCACGAGGCUGUGAUGCGUAGUCGCCUUUGACCCGUCGUAUCCAUCACUGCCACACCCUACGCUCUGCAAUGCCAUGAUCGUGAAUACAAU